Messenger RNA from Triticum urartu, 3680 nucleotides. The record is from RefSeq and is a predicted model, not a curated record. Lineage: Eukaryota; Viridiplantae; Streptophyta; Magnoliopsida; Poales; Poaceae.
CUCAACUGGCCCUCAGUCAUUUAAACCCCGCAUUCCGCAGUUGUGCCUUUUCCUGGCGUCCAUUCCCCCACUCGCUGCUGCAACUGCAACUGCCCCCAGCGAAAAAAGGAGUGACUCACGGAACAAAAAUUCUCCAUCACUUCCGAGCCCUCGAUCCAGUCGGCGCGGCGCCGGAUCGAAUGCGGGAGGCGGAGGCCGCCGCCGCUUGAUCUGGUAUUUGAAGUGGACAAGGAGCAGAUACGAUCUAUAGAGGGUUGCUGUGCUUGUCGUUGUGGGCAAAAUGGAGGGGAGAGUUGCUGGCGACGUGGAGCUUGAUUCUGCAGUGUUCCAAGUGUCAUUGACCAAGAACAGGUAUGAGGCAAUUGCUUGUAAUGGAGAGAGUGCCGAAUCAGUAGCAUCUGGUCCUUUCGACCAACUAGUCCUGCACUUGGAAGAUGCCAAAAAUUUCCAAUCACGUUCAUCAAGUGGCUCUUUUAAGCUGUUAUUGGCUGGGGAUGCAAAAGGCUCUACCUGGUUCACAAAAUCCACCUUAGAGAGAUUUCUACAUAUCAUAAAUUCGCCUGAUGCAUCCAAAACGGCGAAUGGGAUUUUACAGGAAAUGUCUCAGCUGGAGGAAACUAGAAAGUUUCAUGAUUAUCUACAGUCCAAGGAACAACAAAAUCUUAUGGGUGGUGCUUUGACAGGUGGUCUCUCCAGCACCGUUGGCAAACCACAGCAGGGAAAUAUUGGCCCAAACUCCUCAGUGGCUACAAAGAACGAGUUACUUCGAGCACUGGAUUUGAGGCUAUCAGCACUGAAAGAAGAAAUCUUGGUAUUAUUGAGUCGAGCAGUUGGCUCUAAGUUGUUGAAUAAAGAAGUAUCAGAUUUGUCUGGUUUUGUUCAGCAUUUUGGGACAUCAGAGUUUAGUUGGUUGGUGAGGUGCCUACUGUUGAUCCGGGAUUGCCAGCCCUCUGUGCUACCCCCACACCAAGCUUCUACUGCUGAGAGAAAGGAUGAUGCACUUGAGACUCGUGAUAUCAGUUCCCAAACCAAUAUCCAAAGGCCUAUCACCAGUAAUGUUUCCCCAGCAAAGCUUGCACAAGUUGAACGUAAAAUGUCAAUGGAAAGCGACGAUUCCUCUGAGUCCACCGAUGAAGAUGAAGCUGUUGUUGAAAGAAGCCGCCCCCUUAUGAGAUCUGCUUCUCCUAGGAGGUCUGCUUCUCCAAUGCGAAGGGUUCAAAUUGGGAGAUCAGGAUCUCGUAGGUCAAUGCCAAUUGCCAUCAAGAGCCUAAGUUACUUCCCUCCUAGCCAGAGAGUUGCUUUGGAUAAAGAUGAUGAAAGCAGCUGCAAUGGUGAAACAGACCAGCCGCCAAGGAGAUCCGACAAUAAUGUAAGAAGAAUGAGCGUGCAAGAUGCGAUUAGCCUUUUCGAGAAGAAGCAGAAGGGUGAGAAUCUGGAUUCUGAAAGUAAGAAAGCCGGCUUGGUCGCGACCAAAUCUGUACUGCGUCGGUGGAGUUCAGGAAUGGGUGACUCUUUGAACAGCAAUACAUCGGGAGAAAAGACCUCAGAUUCUACCUCUCAAAGCAAAUCUAACAAUAUGGCAUCUGAUGCAGAGAAGAAUGAAGCUGAAUUACAGGCUGAGACAGAUGCAGCGCCAAACAGUGUAGUUGCACCUGAGGCAGGAAGUUACGAUGCUGAUGGCCAUGGCAUCACAGUGUCGGACAUGGAAAAUGUGGUCUCAUCCCACACUAACAUUUCUGCUGAACAAACACAUUCUGGGCAGGAGUCAAACAGUGAUAGGGCAAUGGCCUCUGCUGAGUGGAAUCGCCAGAAGGAAGCCGAACUUAAUCAGAUGUUAAUGAAAAUGAUGGAGGUCAUGCCUGGGAAGUUUGCAGGCGCCAAUGUAACUGCUACCGGGCUCAUUUCUGCAAGUGAGAAGAAAGGCGGACUUCAAAGAGAGAAGCGAGACACGAAGGUUCGAACAGAGAAAGGUGUAACGCGACCAGCAAAGGAGACGAGCACCAAGCUCUUGAAGGAAUCCGUUGGGCAGAACAGAGCAGCAGUUACCCCCAAGACUAGCAUCAUAACAGAGAAGCGCAACUCACCUAUUCCACAAAGGGCAAGGAGAAAUUCAUCACCUCCAGUCUUGCCAAAGGAAGUGAUCUCAAAGACACCAGCAAAAAAAAGUUCCCCCAAACCAUCACCUGCACCAGCUACCCGUAGUUCAUGGUCAGGAUCUUUGACUAAAGCAACUAGUAGUACUGCACAGAAAACUAAAAACUCUCCUGGAGCAGUUUCAACAUCGACACCAACUAGCCGGAGAAGGACCGCGACAGCAUCCUUGGCACCUCAGCCGAUUUCAAAGGUGGAGAAACCCCUUCCAGCAGUGAAGAACAAGAAGGAACCUGUGACUGCGACAAAGCCAGCCAUUAAGGGGCAGGAAGAUAAGAAGACAAGGACAGCAACAAAGCCGAGCAGAGUGGCAAAAAGUUCACCUGCAUCAGAAGAAAAAUCAAGUGCAAUGACAAAGUCAGGCAUGUAUAACAAGGUCCCAAAGAAAAGCAGUGUUGUACCAGUAGAACCCAAACCCGUGAAGAAAGCCACUGGGAUUAGUCAAGGUGUUGGUUCUGGUGCUGUUAAGAGUAAAGUGCCGCAGCUUGGUGAUUCUUCAAAGGGCAGUGGAAUUGUUACCCGUGCGGAAGAUAAGGAGCAAUCUCCUGUGACAACCGAGCCAACUACCAAGGUACCAGAGGCUGAUCUUGCUCAACCAGCACAUGAUGUUGAUGAAAAUUUAGAAAUUUCGAUCGAUAAUGACUUACAUGUUGAAAAAACAGAAAACCCGGGCUCGAGUUUAAGCGCAGCCGAAAUGGGCCCCAGUGACCAGGUUGAGCCCUCUGUCGUUGAGGUCAAACCUCUUGACGAGGACAUGGACAUCUCAUCAGCUGCCUGGGUUGAAGUGGAUCAUCAAGAAGUUACUGAUGUGGGUGAAAGCGUGACAGGCGAGGAUGUCACCUCGCCAGCAAUUGAACCAUUGCCGUCAUCAAGCCCAAGAAUCCGUCAUUCGUUGUCACAAAUGUUGCAAGCAGAUAGCAACGAACCAGAAAUAAUCGAGUGGGGAAAUGCUGAAAACCCACCCGCAAUAGUUUUUCAUAAAGAUUCUCCAAAAGGAUUCAAGAGACUUCUUAAAUUUGCUCGGAAAAACAAAGGAGACAACAACACUAAUGGUUUGGCCAGCCCAUCUGUGGUUUCUGAUGGAGAGGAUGAACAAGAAGAAUCCGGUGCUGGUGACGGUGUAAAUUCCAGCAGGAGAACUUUUGAUGGUUCCAAGACUAAUAGCAUCUUAUCAGCUCAAUCAACGGCCAGCAGCUUCAAUGCCACAGGCUCGGAUAGGCUACGGGACAGGCCUGGAGCUGCACCGUCAACUAAAGCAGCAUCAAGGUCAUUCUUCUCCCUCUCAAACUUCCGGAGCAGCAAAACCAACGAGUCAAAGCUUCGAUAGAUAGCAUGCGUUGUUAUACGUUAGAUGUAAAAAUGGAUUGAGGUGACUGAUUGUUGAGAACGGAGCCAGGUUGUUUGUGUCCGGUUCUGCUUUCCUGCUCUUCGAUAUUAGCUUCUCCUUAGCGGUCCGCAUAUCAUUACUUUGCUCAUGUCUUGCUGUACAUCUUUUAAGUAUUUUUCUGAGUUGUUUUAGAUGACCGGUA